Molecule: messenger RNA, 786 nt
Organism: Vanrija pseudolonga
Lineage: Eukaryota; Fungi; Basidiomycota; Tremellomycetes; Trichosporonales; Trichosporonaceae
Exons: 1
Coding region: 1-786 (261 amino acids)
Source: RefSeq, a predicted model, not a curated record
AUGGUUGCCAUCGACCACCUCUCCUACCCGCACAUCGUCGAUCGCAUACUCGAUUUCUGCGACAUCAAGGCCAACCUCGCCUUUAGCGCCACCUGCAGCCAAUACCGCAGGGCAGUGGACCACGCCGAAAUCGGCAUAACCCCCAAUGGAGUCUUGUCUGCAAUCACCGCAGACCGUGGGAUCACGUUCCCAUGGCCGCUUUCCAUGAUCAAGGUCAUCGACCUCGACGGCAGGUCAGGUGGUAUCGCGACUCAGCGUAGCCUCACCAAGGCCCAGCGCGACCAGUUCCAGCGGGUCAAGAUCAUCCGCCGCGCCGAGCCCACGGCGACCUUUUACCCCGCGUCGAGGAACCAUGUUCGCUUGCCGGACGUCGAUACGGUGGUUGACUACAUCGAUCUCGACAACUGCGGCACUUGGGGCGACCGCAGGUUCGACCUCCUAUCGUGUCUCAACCGGCACAUCCUACACAUCACGUGGACGGACGGGCCAAACACGCCUGUUAGCUUCGGCUACGACCCAUCCCUCCACCUCGCACGUUCUACCCUCGAACUAGUCGUUGUCCUUUGGCCGGAACGCGCAGAUGCCGAGGGCACCACAUCAGGUGUAGUAGAGUUCAUCAGAAGGCUUUACUGCACCUUGGACCAGGAAAUCACGAUCGUCACUCCGACCUAUGGCUCCCUAACACUUGAUUUCGACCGGUCUCGCAAGCACAUGUCCUUCAAGUCAUACGAUGAGUGGAGAACGGGACUCGGAGGAUAUAGGAACGUGUUGAGCGAGUGGAUGUGA